AUGAAGAGGACUGAGGCUGAGGUGGGCCAGGACGCAGCCAUCUUUAUUUAUAUAGCGCAUUUCAGCCAGCUCCACAACAACAGCUCCAACGUGGACUUUACACACAGCUCUCAGAGGUGUCCAUCCCUCAGUCCUCAUAAGUCUCCAUCCCUCAGUGCUCAUAAGUCUCCAUCCCUCAGUGCUAAUAAGUCUCCAUCCCUCAGUCCUCAUAAGUCUCCAUCCCCCAGUCCUCAUAAGUCUCCAUCCCUCAGUGCUAAUAAGUCUCCAUCCCUCAGUGCUAAUAAGUCUCCAUCCCUCAGUCCUCAUAAGUCUCCAUCCCUCAGUGCUCAUAAGUCUCCAUCCCUCAGUACUAAUAAGUCUCCAUCCCUCAGUCCUCAUAAGUCUCCAUCCCCCAGUCCUUGUAAGUCUCCAUCCCCCAGUCCUCAUAAGUCUCCAUCCCCCAGUCCUUGUAAGUCUCCAUCCCUCAGUCCUCAUAAGUCUCCAUCCCUCAGUCCUCAAAAGUCUCCAUCCCUCAGUGCUCAUAAGUCUCCAUCCCUCAGUCCUCAUAAGUCUCCAUCCGUCAGUGCUCAUAAGUCUCCAUCCCUCAGUGCUAAUAAGUCUCCAUCCCUCAGUCCUCAUAAGUCUCCAUCCCUCAGUGCUCAUAAGUCUCCAUCCCUCAGUGCUAAUAAGUCUCCAUCCCUCAGUCCUCAUAAGUCUCCAUCCCCCAGUCCUUGUAAGUCUCCAUCCCCCAGUCCUCAUAAGUCUCCAUCCCCCAGUCCUUGUAAGUCUCCAUCCCUCAGUCCUCAUAAGUCUCCAUCCCCCAGUCCUCAUAAGUCUCCAUCCCUCAGUCCUCAUAAGUCUCCAUCCCUCAGUCCUCAUAAGUCUCCAUCCCUCAGUCCUCAUAAGUCUCCAUCCCUCAGUCCUCAUAAGUCUCCAUCCCUCAGUCAUCAUAAGUCUCCAUCCCUCAGUGCUCAUAAGUCUCCAUCCCUCAGUGCUAAUAAGUCUCCAUCCCUCAGUCCUCAUAAGUCACCAUCCCCCAGUCCUCAUAAGUCUCCAUCCCUCAGUGCUAAUAAGUCUCCAUCCCUCAGUGCUAAUAAGUCUCCAUCCCUCAGUCCUCAUAAGUCUCCAUCCCUCAGUGCUCAUAAGUCUCCAUCCCUCAGUGCUAAUAAGUCUCCAUCCCUCAGUCCUCAUAAGUCUCCAUCCCCCAGUCCUUGUAAGUCUCCAUCCCCCAGUCCUCAUAAGUCUCCAUCCCCCAGUCCUUGUAAGUCUCCAUCCCUCAGUCCUCAUAAGUCUCCAUCCCUCAGUCCUCAAAAGUCUCCAUCCCUCAGUGCUCAUAAGUCUCCAUCCCUCAGUCCUCAUAAGUCUCCAUCCGUCAGUGCUCAUAAGUCUCCAUCCCUCAGUGCUAAUAAGUCUCCAUCCCUCAGUCCUCAUAAGUCUCCAUCCCUCAGUGCUCAUAAGUCUCCAUCCCUCAGUGCUAAUAAGUCUCCAUCCCUCAGUCCUCAUAAGUCUCCAUCCCCCAGUCCUUGUAAGUCUCCAUCCCCCAGUCCUCAUAACUCUCCAUCCCCCAGUCCUUGUAAGUCUCCAUCCCUCAGUCCUCAUAAGUCUCCAUCCCUCAGUCCUCAAAAGUCUCCAUCCCUCAGUGCUCAUAAGUCUCCAUCCCUCAGUCCUCAUAAGUCUCCAUCCGUCAGUGCUCAUAAGUCUCCAUCCCUCAGUGCUAAUAAGUCUCCAUCCCUCAGUCCUCAUAAGUCUCCAUCCCUCAGUGCUCAUAAGUCUCCAUCCCUCAGUGCUAAUAAGUCUCCAUCCCUCAGUCCUCAUAAGUCUCCAUCCCCCAGUCCUUGUAAGUCCUCCAUCCCCCAGUCCUCAUAA
Molecule: messenger RNA, 1845 nt
Organism: Knipowitschia caucasica
Lineage: Eukaryota; Metazoa; Chordata; Actinopteri; Gobiiformes; Gobiidae
Source: the annotation of a GenBank genome assembly